UCGGCGCUGGAGUCGCACUGGUCGGAGCGCAACGCGAAGGACGAGCUGAUGGCCCCGCUCGGGGGCGCCGGCCUCUACACGGAGCUGACGCUGGGCGCCUUCGUCGACCUGGGCUACUACAAGGCGGACUGGGCGGCGGCGGAGCCGAUGGCGUGGGGCAAGAACUCGGGCUGCGAGCUGCUGGAAAAGAAGUGCGCCCAACUCAGUUUGGAUAAAUACCCCAAAAUGUUCUGCAGUGGAAGCGAUUUCCACCUGCGCUGCACCUCGGACCGGUAUUUCAGCGGUCGGUGCACAGGGAGCAUCAUGGAGCCGUCGCCAGGAGCGGCACCGGACUCCUGCCCCGUCAUUGAGCCCGUGAUAAGCGUGAGGGAUCUUGCCACUGUCUUUAAGCAGGGGGCGCAUAAACCGGCGAGGCCUGGCGACCAGCCCUCCUCGUGGUGCCUGGACACGGCUCCCACCACGGUGAAAGGCUGCGACGGAGGAGGAUGA
Molecule: messenger RNA, 489 nt
Organism: Trypanosoma conorhini
Lineage: Eukaryota; Euglenozoa; Kinetoplastea; Trypanosomatida; Trypanosomatidae
Product: surface protease GP63
Exons: 1
Biological process (GO): proteolysis; cell adhesion
Cellular component (GO): membrane; cytoplasm
Molecular function (GO): metalloendopeptidase activity
Source: RefSeq, a predicted model, not a curated record